GGCGCCGCACGCACGUGUCUCGGAGUUUUCUCUUCGUUCGAUCUCGGGUUUUUUGGGGAAAAAGUCGGAAAAUGUGCCACUUGGAUAUUCAGCACUGCGCCACAAAAAUAUGAAAAUAACGAUUACAACUUUCGGUUUUAAAUGCGGUGUCGAUUCUGUAUAAAAAUAUUGUUUCAAACGUUUUCUGAUUUGUGUGAAAUAUCAACCGCAGCACGCAGUUUGCAUAUUUAAAUAUUGGAAUUUCGUAGAGGAAAUUUUAAUGAGACGACUGCGGAGAACCGAAGGCGAGGUGGACCAGUGAGUGGGCAGGACAGGGCAGGAGCUGCUGCCAAUCAAAACGGAGUCGCUGGCCAGGACUCCAUCCAACCGAAAAGCCAACCAUCUGACCGGCUCAUCAUUGACACCAUGGUCACGAACAUGUCGCAGCCGCAUUAUUGCGGCACAGGCAUCGAUGAUUUUCACACAAACUACAAAUACUUCCAUGGCUACUUUUCGCUUAUUGUCUGCAUCUUGGGCACCAUUGCGAAUACCCUAAACAUCAUAGUCCUAACCCGAAGGGAGAUGAGAUCCCCAACAAAUGCCAUACUCACCGGUCUGGCAGUGGCCGAUCUGGCUGUGAUGCUGGAAUAUAUUCCCUAUACGGUCCACGAUUAUAUACUCAGUGCUCGGUUGCCGCGGGAGGAGCAGCUGAGCUACAGCUGGGCCUGCUUCAUCAAGUUCCAUUCGGUGUUCCCCCAGGUGCUGCACACCAUCUCCAUUUGGCUAACCGUAACACUGGCUGUGUGGCGCUAUAUAGCUGUGAGUUAUCCGCAACGGAAUCGGAUCUGGUGCGGAAUGAGAACGACGCUAAUCACCAUUGCCACGGCCUAUGUGGUGUGUGUCCUGGUGGUAUCACCGUGGCUGUAUCUGGUAACAGCCAUAGCCAAAUUUCUGGAGACACUGGAUGCGAGUGGCAAGACCAUAGCAUCGGUGCCAUUGAGUCAGUAUAUUCUGGACUACAAUCGGGAGCAGGAGGAGGAUGUGACCAUGCAGGUCAUGUCCAGUACAACGCCGGAUGUCUCCUGGGCAAUGCCAAGUGCUUCAGCCAAUGGUACAGCCGUCAGUUUGCUGACCCUGACUACAGUGGUGCCUCUCACGAGCUGGACACCGGGCACAACUCCUUCCAUGAUGGGGGAACGUAACGUGACGGUCUAUAAGCUAUAUCACAGUGCCUUGGCCCUGCACGAUCGACAGUUCAGGAAUGCCACUUUCCUCAUAUACAGUGUCCUGAUCAAGUUGAUACCCUGCUUCGCCCUGACCGUACUCUCGGUGCGGUUAAUCGGUGCCUUGUUGGAGGCGAAGCGAAGGAGGAAAAUCCUUGCAUGCCAUGCGGCCAACGAUAUGCAGCCAAUAGUCAAUGGAAAAGUGGUGGUGUCACCCACACAGCCCAAGAGCUGCAAGUUGUUGGAGAAGGAGAAGCAGACGGAUCGAACAACCAGGAUGCUUCUAGCGGUGCUUCUACUCUUCCUAAUCACCGAGUUCCCUCAGGGGAUUAUGGGUCUGCUGAAUGCCCUCCUUGGCGAUGCCUUCUUUCUGCAGUGUUACCUAAAGCUGAGUGACCUAAUGGACAUCUUGGCACUUAUUAAUUCGAGCAUCAACUUCAUCCUUUACUGCUCGAUGAGUCGCCAGUUCCGUAGCACAUUUGCCCUGCUCUUCCGGCCUCGCUGGCUGGACAAGUGGUUGCCGCUUUCGCAGCAUGAUGGUGAAGGACGCGGCGGGGGCAGCGGUUAUGGUUAUGGAUACGGCGGCGGCGGAAGGCAGCGAUUACUACACACGGAUGCCGCCAGCAAGAGCAUGGCCAUCGAUCUCGGCCUGACGACGCAAGUGACGAAUGUGUAGCACGAGAGCAGCGGCCGGGCAGCAGUGUCAACCGCAGCGCCGGCAUCAUCCACAGUAGCAGCAACAUCCACAGCAGCAGCAGCUGCAGCAACAUCUGCAACAUCAGCGACUGAAAUUGAUGGAUGUGCUGGCGCCACUAACGACAUCAGCCUGGUGGAAGUGCUGCACGCGCAGCCUGGCCAAAAAAGAGGAGAGGUUUCAGUUGCCAGCCAGAAUCGAAGACGUCGCAGUGGCAGUGGCAAAUGCAUUUGGCCCACCACGGAGUGGCUAAGAAAGUUGCGCCAUCAAAAGGCACACAAGGAUGCCGAUGCCUGUACUGAUAACGAUAUAGAACUAGGCAGGACCACUAUCAAUAGACGCAGCAGUGUCCUGUUAAUGGUCCUGCUUAGCAGUUCCGACGAGGUCAAGGCCAAGGCCGUUCUGGUCAGUGAUCAGCAUCAGCAGGCUAGCAAGCAGCAGGAGGUGAAACUGGACGAGGACGUAGAGGAUGCCAUCGAUGCUCUCUGGCUGUGAGAUGUUCCAACCCUCUAGCACUUAACUACCCUCUUAGAAAAAGAAGAAAAAAAAACACAAAAACAAUUCCUUGUAAAUGAAAUCCCCACUAAUAGCUAACUACUGUGUACAGACCAAUUAAUUAAUCAAACAAAUUGUUUAUGGCUGCUCCCUACAUAUAUAUAUUUUCCUGCCGCCGCGUUGCAGUUACGGAUUGUGAGCCCCUCUUCGUUUCGGCUUCGCUCUGCUGGAAAAUCAAAUGGAAAUUCUAUGAUUUCCCUCGGGGAGCAGUUUUGAACACUUUGUGGCGACACCCACACACAUUUGAUAAGUGAUAUUUACUUGACUAAGUUUUCCUCGAUAAAUAGUUGUGUAAGUGCAAGUGCAAAGCGCAUCCUUCAGAUACCAAAAUUGAAACGAAAUUAGCUAUAGUCCAACUAUGAUAUAAGGUGUAUUUGUAACGCGAACGAUUCGGUAGGAUGAGAAGAGAUCUAAUUUCAUUUUCUACUGAAAUAU
Molecule: messenger RNA, 2886 nt
Organism: Drosophila serrata
Lineage: Eukaryota; Metazoa; Arthropoda; Insecta; Diptera; Drosophilidae
Gene: MsR2
Product: Myosuppressin receptor 2
Biological process (GO): G protein-coupled receptor signaling pathway
Cellular component (GO): plasma membrane
Molecular function (GO): G protein-coupled peptide receptor activity
Source: RefSeq, a predicted model, not a curated record